Molecule: messenger RNA, 4947 nt
Organism: Lithohypha guttulata
Lineage: Eukaryota; Fungi; Ascomycota; Eurotiomycetes; Chaetothyriales; Trichomeriaceae
Product: ATP-binding cassette transporter snq2
Exons: 4
Coding region: 1-4947 (1648 amino acids)
Biological process (GO): transmembrane transport
Cellular component (GO): membrane
Molecular function (GO): ATP hydrolysis activity; ATP binding; ABC-type transporter activity
Source: RefSeq, a predicted model, not a curated record
AUGGAGGAAAGUAGACUUCAACAACGUUUCACUCUUGCUGGGACAGGAAGCAGCCUCACUGGUCACUCUCAACCCUCGCUCGACCAACAAGACGCGUCUACCGAAGCAAUUAAUAGCCCCGUUGGCCUUCUUCACAAGGACCACGAAACUUUCCACGACGAAGUUACGGAAACACCGUAUGAUUCAGGUCAUGGCCGGACAACGUACAUCACACCCCAGGCAGGCUCUUCAAACCAUAACCUCAAUGCGGCAGACCAGAGAACAGACUAUGAGGAGGAUUUGCAAAAUCAGGUCAGCGCUCCUUCAGAAUCUCCAGCUGCUAGAUCGACCACAUCAAACACUACAGGUGCAGUCGUACCAAUAUCCAUUUCGAAUGAAGGACACAGCCCGUCGCCAGAAGGAAGAUCUUCAUCAGAUACACUAACAUCGAAAUCUGGCCCCAGCAAGACAAAAGCCGUAGACGGGUCGCCAUUACUAGAAACAGCACGUCGACACAGUACGGCGUCCACCUCCAGUGCGUCAUCUGACGAUGAAGACCAUCCCAUGCAGGGCGACUUUAUGCCCAUCAAGAGUGCCAAGUCAAAGAGCGACCAGCAGCGACCGGGUCUAUCGCAGAGGAAGAGUAUUGUCACAGAAGAAGAUCUCUUUCGUGUUCUGUCACAACGUAGAACUGCUGCUUCGGAUGUCGAUGCAGAUGAGGAGCGGAACGAGGUGGAGAAGCUCAUGUCACGCAUGUUCGGUAAAGAAAGACAAGAACAUAGUGAAGAAGAGAAAACCCGUCAUUCAGGAGUCGUCUGGAGAGAGCUCACUGUGAAGGGUGCUGGAUUGGGAGCAAGUCUACAACCCACAAUUAGUGACAUCUUCCUUGGUCCACCUCGCUUCCUCAGGAACCUGGUCACCAAAGGACCGAAAGCGGCUAUCGGAAAGCCACCAGUCCGUGAACUGUUGUCCAACUUUGAUGGGUGUGUGCGACCAGGAGAGAUGCUACUCGUUCUCGGACGUCCAGGAUCGGGCUGUUCAACCUUUCUCAAGACCUUUUGUAAUCAGACCGCUGGGUUCGAGGCUGUUCAAGGAGAACGUACCUACGGUGGCACUGAUUCAAAGCGUAUGGCCAAAGAUUUCAGAGGUGAAGUUAUCUACAACCCCGAGGACGACCUACAUUACGCUACGUUGUCGGUCAAGCGGACUCUCAGAUUUGCACUGCAAACAAGAACACCAGGAAAAGAGUCCCGUUUAGAAGGCGAAAGCAAAGCCGACUAUGCCAACGAAUUUUUGCGAGUUGCAACCAAGCUGUUGUGGAUCGAGCAUACUCUGGGAACGAAAGUCGGCAACGAGUACGUCCGAGGAGUGUCAGGUGGUGAGCGCAAGCGUGUUUCUAUCGCAGAGGCAAUGAUUACGAGAGCCUCAGUUCAAGGAUGGGACAAUUCCUCCAAGGGACUCGACGCUAGCACUGCUGUCGAGUACGUUCAGUCUUUGCGUAGUAUGACUAACAUGGCUCAAAUUUCGACGGCUGUCUCGCUGUAUCAGGCUGGAGAGUCACUCUACAACUUGGUUGACAAAGUAUUGCUUAUCGAUGAGGGUCAAUGUCUGUACUUCGGCUCUUCUGACGAUGCGAAACAAUAUUUCAUGGACCUGGGUUUCGAGUGUCCGGGCCGUUGGACGACAGCCGAUUUCUUGACAUCAGUUACGGAUGAGCACGAGAGAAGCAUCCGUAAGGGCUGGGAAGAUCGUAUACCUAGAUCUUCACAGGAUUUUGCAGCGAUCUACAGGAAGAGCGACGCUUAUCGUAAGAAUCUUGACGAUAUCAGUGAGUUCGAGUCGCAUCUCGAGGCUCAGAGACGAGAACGCAUAGAUCAAAGAUCCAAGAAGAACAAGCAGAAAAACUAUACGGUGUCCUUCCCUGCACAGGUUAUGGCUUGUGCUAAGCGCCAACUACUCGUUACUAUUGGUGACAAAGCAUCGACUGUCGGCAAAUGGGGUGGCAUUGUCUUCCAAGGUCUCAUCGUCGGCUCACUCUUUUUUCAGCUUCCUAACAACACUAAUGGAGCAUUCACCCGUGGAGGUGUACUCUUCUUCAUCUUGUUGUUCAACGCGCUUCUUGCCCUAGCUGAGCAGACAGCAGCCUUCGAAUCCAAGCCGAUCCUGCUUAAGCAUAAGACCUUCCAGUUCUACAGACCCUCCGCCUACGCGUUGGCACAAACUCUCGUCGAUGUACCUCUGGUUCUGAUUCAAGUCCUGUUGUUCGAUAUUAUUAUUUAUUGGAUGGCAGGUCUGUCAGCUACGGCGUCACAGUUCUUCAUUUCGGUCCUGACAUUAUGGCUUGUUACUAUGGUCACCUACGCUUUCUUCCGUGCGAUAUCUGCUGUGUGUAAAACACUUGACGACGCUACAAAAUUUACGGGAGUGGCAAUCCAAAUCCUGGUCGUUUAUACAGGCUAUCUCAUUCCUCCAGCACAAAUGCAUCCAUGGUUCUCCUGGCUGCGAUGGAUUAACUGGAUUCAGUACGGUUUCGAAAUGCUCAUGUCCAACGAGUUCUACAAUCUUCAAAUGGAAUGUGUACCGCCUUACCUUGUGCCCGUCAACGGACCAGGAGUGGCACCCCAGUACCAAUCUUGUGCUCUAGCUGGUUCUGUGCCAGGAUCGACAACUGUGGACGGUGCACAAUACAUUCUAGCGGCAUUCUCAUAUACUCGUGCGCACCUCUGGCGCAAUUUCGGCAUUCUCUGGGCCUUCUUCUUCUUUUUCCUUGUCAUUACGUGCGUUGGUUUUGAGAGAAUGAAACCCAAUGCUGGCGGAGCAGCUCUGACCAUCUACAAACGAGGUCAGGUACCUACUAAGCUCGAAACAGCUAUCGAGACUGGUGGACGUAAAGGCUCGCCAGAUGAAGAGAAUUUGGACGAAAAGGCUGCCACUGAGAAGCAAACCUCUUCCGAUACUGAGUCUCCGAGCAAAGACAAAGAAGACGACGAAGCUAUGCAGAAGAUUGCGAAGAACGAGACGAUAUUCACCUUUCAGGAUGUCAACUACACCAUUCCGUACGAAGGAGGUGAACGUAAAUUGUUACAGAAAGUUCAAGGUCUGGUACAACCAGGAAAACUCACUGCUCUUAUGGGUGCCUCAGGUGCUGGAAAGACAACCCUACUCAAUACUCUGGCGCAACGAAUCAGCUUCGGUACGAUCAGUGGUGAUAUGCUUGUUGACGGACGGCCACUACCGAAGAGCUUUCAACGAGCUACUGGUUUCGCUGAGCAAAUGGAUGUACAUGAGCCUACAGCGACAGUUCGCGAGGCCCUCCAGUUUUCUGCUCUCCUGCGACAACCACGUGAGGUCUCUGUCGAAGAGAAGCAUGCCUAUUGCGAGACCAUUAUCGACCUUCUCGAGAUGAGAGACAUUGCAGGUGCGACCAUAGGGAUUGUUGGUGAAGGUCUCACUGUAGAACAGCGGAAACGCUUGACUAUUGGUGUCGAGUUAGCUUCCAAGCCUGAACUUCUGUUCUUCCUCGACGAACCUACCUCAGGCCUCGAUUCUGGCGCAGCUUUCAACGUUGUACGAUUCUUACGGAAACUUGCUGAUGCGGGACAAGCGGUCUUGUGUACUAUACAUCAACCGUCAGCUGUGCUCUUCGAGCACUUUGACGACCUCAUUCUUCUGAAAUCUGGCGGACGAGUCGUGUACGCUGGAGAGCUCGGCAAAGACAGUAAAUAUCUUCGCGAAUACUUCGAGAAGAAUGGUGCUGACAAGUGUCCACCUGAUGCCAAUCCUGCGGAAUAUAUGCUCGAGGCCAUUGGUGCUGGAGACCCAGAGUACAAUGGACCUGACUGGGGUGACAAGUGGUUGGAGAGUGAUCGCUACAAGCAACAGACAAAAGACAUCGAAGAAAUCAUUGAGAAGCGUAAGAAUGUCGAGCACAGCAAGAACGUCAAGGACGACAGAGAAUUCGCCAUGCCACUUAUGACCCAGACUAUCGCGGUUACCAAGAGAGCCUUCACCUCAUUCUGGCGAACUCCAAACUACAUUGUCGGUAUCUUUAUGCUGCACGUUAUGACAGGUCUCUUCAACACAUUUACCUUUUAUCACCUUGGCUACGCCUCAAUUGAUUUCCAGAGUAGACUGUUCUCGGUGUUCAUGACCCUCACGAUAUCACCACCUUUGAUUCAACAGCUUCAGCCAGUCUUCCUCCACAGCCGAAACAUCUUUGAAUCCCGAGAAGAGAAGGCCAAGAUUUACAGCUGGUUCGCCUGGGUCACUGGUGCUGUUGUUGUCGAGAUACCUUAUCGUCUCCUUGCUGGUGGCAUUUACUUCUGUUGUUGGUGGUGGGGCCCUAUGGGCUACCGGACAUCUGGCUUUGCAUCUGGAUUUACCUUUUUGCUGAUGCUGCUGUUCGAGCUCUACUACACCGGCUUCGGGCAAGCAAUUGCUGCUUUCUCGCCAAACGAGCUUCUGGCAUCACUCUUGGUUCCUCUGUUCUUCCUCUUCGUCGUCUCCUUCUGUGGUGUCGUUGUACCACCACAACAACUCCCCUACUUCUGGCGCAGCUGGAUGUACUGGGCAUCACCGUUCCACUACCUCCUCGAAGCCUUCCUCGGCGUCGCCAUCCACGACCAACCCGUUAUCUGCAACACCAACGAAUACGCACGAUUCACAGCACCGCCCGGCCAAACCUGCCAAAGCUAUACUCAGCAAUUCAUCUCUCAGUCCGGCGGCUACGUCCAAGUCGGCCUAGACGGAAUCUGCGAAUUCUGCCAAUACGCCAACGGUGACGAGUUCGGACGUGGCUUCUCCGUGUUCUACACUAAUAGAUGGAGAGAUUUCGGUAUUUUCUGGUUGUUCAUCAUGUUCAAUUAUUUUGUGGUUUACCUUGCCACUUACUUGAGAUUUAGAGGUAAGAAUCCUCUCAAAGGACCCAUUCAGAAGGUCAUGGAGAAGAUGAAGAAGACGAAGAAAUAG